Teleopsis dalmanni is the source of this 840-nucleotide messenger RNA. It is a transcript of the gene amx, whose product is annotated as TM2 domain-containing protein almondex. The record is from RefSeq and is a predicted model, not a curated record. The coding region runs from base 82 to 795 and encodes 237 amino acids. The transcript has a single exon. Lineage: Eukaryota; Metazoa; Arthropoda; Insecta; Diptera; Diopsidae.
UUUUCGUUAGUACAACAAUGAAAUGUCAGAUAUUUACGAAUUAAUUGUUUUCAAAACAAACAUUAUUAUAUUAAUACAAUAAUGCCAAACUAUAGUAGGAAUUGUAUCGUUAUAAAUGUGCGUCAAGCGUUAGCUAUUAUAAUAAUAUUUAUUUUGAGCGGAAUAAAACAAAGUCAAACAGCAGUUAAUUAUAUGGACAAUUAUGAAAAGAAUAAUACAAACACUCCACCCGUAAUUGUUAAAAGUUUGAACGACACGAAUGUUUACUGCCCAGGAGAAAGUGAUACAGAAUGUUCAGCACUAACUUAUCCUUGCAUCCGAUGUGCAUACAAUAAUUCCUGUCAUUAUGGACGUGAUCUCAAUGUCACAUGUUCAGUGUUUGAACAUGUGCAGUGCCUAGGAGAGCGUCAGUUUAUACGACAAAUGAACUGCCGUUACUGCUAUCAAACUGAACUUUGGCAACAAGCGUGUGUGAUGCGCGGAAAUUGCAAUUCCGUUAAUAACCAAUAUUAUCGGACGAAUUGCACAGUGCACUCUGAUGUAUUGUGUUUAGGCAAUCGUUCAUUUACUCGCAACAUUAAAUGCAAUUGGACUCAAGGUUAUCGUUGGAGUUCUGCUUUAAUAAUAAGCUUAACAUUAGGUGGAUUUGGUGCGGAUCGUUUUUAUUUAGGACACUGGCAGGAAGGAAUCGGAAAGUUGUUCAGUUUUGGUGGCUUAGGUGUUUGGACAAUUAUUGAUGUUUUGCUUAUAUCUUUACAUUAUCUGGGACCAGCUGAUGGUUCUUUGUAUAUAUAAAAUUUGAUGCCCCAUAUAUUUAUUAAAAUUAAUAUAAGAACAUUG